Molecule: messenger RNA, 2328 nt
Organism: Triplophysa dalaica
Lineage: Eukaryota; Metazoa; Chordata; Actinopteri; Cypriniformes; Nemacheilidae
Gene: oxsm
Product: 3-oxoacyl-ACP synthase, mitochondrial
Exons: 3
Coding region: 561-1949 (462 amino acids)
Biological process (GO): fatty acid biosynthetic process
Molecular function (GO): 3-oxoacyl-[acyl-carrier-protein] synthase activity
Source: RefSeq, a predicted model, not a curated record
AGCACAAAUAUUUCCAUUAUGUGCCGCAUUUUAAAAUCUGCUGUAUUAUCUGUGGUUUAUUUAUGAUUUAUCCCGAAACCAGUUUAACAUUGCGAGGUAUCCGCAAAUAUCGUUGCGGUGUAAUGUAUUAUUUUAGAGUGAUUUGCUGUGCUAUGCUAGCAGUAGUAACAGUGCUUGUUUUUGUUAAUUGUAGUUUUUACAAUCACUUUCGCAGUAAAUCACACAAGUAUUCUGUGAUGUUUGAAAAAGAACAGCGCGUGACAUGGGAUUCUUUGGGACUCUUAACAGCGAACCUGGAGACUUUUAUUAUAGAACUGAAUUUGAACCGGAUAUGCGUCGCUCACUGUCUCGCUGAGUUUGUUUAUGUAUCAUCCACUGUAGAAUCCACGUGGAUUUAAGUAACUAUUUUAUUUUAAUUCGUUUAAUCUUAAGGCAUGUUUAGUUUAGUUUAACUAAGCAAAUGAAUGACUGCGCGUGCAGGACUGAACUGAACGCCACAUAAAUGUCAAUAUUUAUUCAAGGUUAUUCUGAGAUUGAAGGCAUUGUGUCUUAAGGACGGGAUGAGCAUGUCACUGAGAUACUGUCAGAAGUUCUUACUGAGACUCGCUGGUGGGACCCUUGAGACCUACACGUGUUUGAGCACCAUCAGGAGACACUACAGCACCGGCCUCGAAGUUCAGAGUCAGAGGAGGGUGGUCAUCACCGGCAUUGGACUGGUCUCGCCCCUCGGAACAGGGUGUGCUAUACCUUGGCAGCGUCUGAUUGGUGGAGAGAGCAGUUUAGUUGGUCUGGAUGCAGAUGAAUAUAAAACAGUGCCAUGUAAAGUGGCAGCUCGUGUGCCACGAGGAGAGAAAGAUGGAGAUUUUAGAGAGGGAUUGUUUGUAUCUAAAGGAGACAUCAACAGUAUGUCCGCGGCCACGGUGAUGGCUUUAGGUGGCGCCCAGCUGGCCCUGGAGGAUUGUGGGUGGUAUCCCAGCAGUCCUGAGGAGCAGAUCAGCACGGGUGUGGCGGUGGGCAUGGGCAUGGUCUCUCUGGAGGAGAUUGCUCGAACAGCUGCUGCGUUCCAAACACGCGGCUACAGCAAGGUCAGUCCGUUCUUCGUACCUCGCAUCCUGGUCAACAUGGCCGCCGGGCACAUAAGCAUCAGACACAAACUGAAGGGUCCCAAUCACGCCGUUUCGACAGCGUGCACGACAGGGGCGCAUGCCGUCGGCGACGCUGCCCGCUUCAUCGCUCACGGCGACGCUGCAGUGAUGCUCGCUGGGGGCACUGAGGCCUGCGUCAGCCCACUCUCUAUAGCCGGGUUCUGUCGGGCUCGGGCUCUCAGCACCAGCUGGAACCAGGAGCCCAGGCUGGCGUCACGUCCGUUUCAUCCGGAGAGAGAUGGUUUUGUGAUGGGCGAGGGGGCAGCGGUGCUGGUUCUAGAGGAGUACGGGCACGCCCAUCAGAGAGGUGCUCGUGUGUACGCUGAGGUGCUGGGCUAUGGACUCUCUGGAGAUGCCAGUCACAUCACGGCACCGACCGCAGAUGGAGACGGAGCCUUUAGGUGCAUGUCUGCGGCCAUCCGGGAUGCUGGAAUAUCUGCCUCAGACGUGACGUACGUCAACGCUCACGCCACCUCCACACCACUGGGAGAUGCCGCUGAGAACGCGGCCAUUAAAAGAUUGUUUGGGCAGCAUGCCCGCUCGCUGUCUGUGUCCUCUACUAAAGGUGCCACCGGUCAUCUGCUGGGAGCCGCAGGUGCGCUGGAGGUAGCGUUCACAGCGCUGGCCUGUUACCAUGGCACCCUGCCUCCAACCCUGAAUCUGGACCGGACGGACCCAGAGUUUGAUUUGAAUUAUGUACCCUUCACAGCACAGUCCUGGGACCCCAGCGCACGCAGAAUCGCUUUAACUAACUCUUUUGGGUUUGGAGGAACCAACGCGUCACUGUGUCUCGCAAGUGUUUGAGAUGUUGUUGCAAAUGUUUUUUGUUACACAAAUCUGUUUUGUCAGUAUGGGAUUAUUGCAUGAUUCACUUAUUAAAUCAUUUCUGAUGGCUAGGAGAAAAUAAAGAGCACAUGACUGUAGUACAUGAUCUUAUUAUGUUGAAUAUUUGAAGAGUUGGGUACCAAAAUGAGAAGUUUUUUUCAAUAUAUUUUUUUAAUCAUGUUAUAAUGUGUAAUUGUGUUUUAUUGCAGUUUGAUUGAUAUUAAUUGGAAUCCACAAUAAAAAAACAUGAUUUUAGAAAAAAAUUUAAAACAGAGUUUUGGAACCGAACACUUCAUUUAUUCAUAGAAGUCAAAUUGUCAUGAUAUCUUGAAAUAAAACUUUGUGAAAAAUGUCUUAA